Molecule: messenger RNA, 225 nt
Organism: Cetraspora pellucida
Lineage: Eukaryota; Fungi; Glomeromycota; Glomeromycetes; Diversisporales; Gigasporaceae
Source: the annotation of a GenBank genome assembly
AUGUUUAUAGUUUAUGCAGCUGAAAUAGAGGGAGCGGAGUGUAAACAUUUCUAUGCUCUACUAAGUUUGGUCGAUAUUCGCCUCCCGCCAUAUGAUAAGAUAAAUCUUUAUCUCCUGCUGCAAGAAAUGAUGCCAGAAGAAUCAAAAAGGCAAAAUAUUCGAAAACUUCAGGAUAAUAUUGUCGAAAAAGAAAAUACAAAUCCAAGAGAAGAGUGUCAUAAAUAA